AGGUUGGGGGCCUGCUCAGUAAAUAAAGCCGCCUUCCUUUCGGCUGCGAGGCUUUGCUUUUUUUUUAACUUCCCGGUGACAUUAGGGUUGAAGGGUUUCCCGCCGGAGACAUGAGGUGGGACAGCCGGAAGGCGGAAGUCCUAGGGCGGAAGUGGCCCAGAGGAACGGAGAAUGGCGGCUGAAGGCUGGAUUUGGCGCUGGGGCUGGGGCCGGCGGUGCCCGGGGAGGCCUGGGCUUCCCGGCCCCGGCCCUGGCCCCGCUACACCUCUACUUCUCCUCCUGUUGCUGGGGCCGGUUGUUGCGGAUAUAACUGACGGCAACAGUGAACACCUCAAGCGGGAGCAUUCGCUUAUCAAACCCUACCAAGGGGUCGGUUCCAGCUCCAUGCCCCUCUGGGACUUCCAAGGCAGCACUAUACUCACGAGCCAGUACGUGCGUUUGACCCCUGAUGAGCGCAGCAAAGAGGGCUCUAUCUGGAACCACCAGCCCUGCUUCCUCAAGGACUGGGAGAUGCAUGUCCACUUUAAAGUCCAUGGUGCUGGAAAGAAGAAUCUCCAUGGAGAUGGCAUUGCCUUGUGGUACACCCGGGACCGCCUUGUGCCAGGGCCUGUGUUUGGGAGCAAAGACAACUUCCACGGCUUAGCCAUCUUCUUGGACACAUAUCCCAACGAUGAGACCACAGAGCGUGUGUUCCCGUACAUCUCGGUGAUGGUGAACAAUGGCUCCCUGUCCUACGACCAUAGCAAAGAUGGCCGCUGGACCGAGCUGGCGGGCUGCACGGCCGACUUCCGGAACCGCGAUCAUGAUACCUUCCUCGCUGUGCGCUACUCCCGGGGCCGUCUGACGGUGAUGACUGACCUAGAGGACAAGAAUGAGUGGAAAAACUGCAUCGACAUCACGGGAGUGCGCCUGCCCACGGGCUACUACUUCGGAGCCUCGGCUGGCACGGGAGACCUAUCUGACAAUCAUGACAUCAUCUCCAUGAAGCUAUUCCAGCUGAUGGUAGAACACACUCCUGAUGAAGAGAACAUCGACUGGACCAAGAUUGAGCCCAGCGUUAAUUUCCUCAAGUCACCCAAAGAUAACGUGGAUGACCCGACCGGCAACUUCCGCAGCGGGCCGCUGACGGGGUGGCGGGUGUUCCUGCUGCUGCUCUGUGCGCUGCUGGGGAUCAUCGUGUGCGCCGUGGUUGGGGCUGUGGUGUUUCAGAAGCGGCAGGAGCGGAACAAACGCUUCUACUGAGUGGCCGGUGCUCUGCUCCGGGGAAGGGCCUAGUUUUGGGCCCCAGCACUAAUGUGAACUUUUUUUUUACUGGGAUUGUAAAAGAAAAAUAAGACGACCUUAUUUCUUAACUGUUUCAAAGAAAUGAUUAAAAGUAUUUUCGUACAUUUUGCUUCUUGCCCAGCAAGGACAGGCUGCAGGGCUAGGGAAUAGGGUUUGGCACCCCCACAGCUGGGGACAGAGGUCCUCGCCCGUUGCCAGCAUCUCAGGAGCAGGAAGGAAGCUGUGCCUGGAGCUGGGCCCUGGCAGGCUCUUGAACACUGGAGGGCCCCUCAACCACAUUAGGGUGGGUGCCUGAGGACAUGAGCAGUGAUUUUGUUCUCUGCAGGGUGUGUUGGUGGAAGAGGAGGCUGACUGGGGAACCUGGGCCUUCCCAGUUGCCCUCUGAGCUGCUUCCCAAGGCAGACCCUUGAGUGAGGCUGGAGGAGCAAUCUGGUAGGGCUCAGAGGGUGACCAUUGGCUAAAUAAAGUGAAACAACCAACUUCAGCUGUGU
This is a messenger RNA of Lontra canadensis (Northern American river otter), 1775 nucleotides long. It is a transcript of the gene LMAN2, whose product is annotated as lectin, mannose binding 2. Gene Ontology annotation, biological process: Golgi organization; endoplasmic reticulum to Golgi vesicle-mediated transport; endoplasmic reticulum organization. Bases 172 to 1242 code for a protein of 356 amino acids. Gene Ontology annotation, cellular component: endoplasmic reticulum membrane; Golgi membrane; endoplasmic reticulum-Golgi intermediate compartment. NCBI's taxonomy places the organism in Eukaryota, Metazoa, Chordata, Mammalia, Carnivora, Mustelidae. The record is from RefSeq and is a predicted model, not a curated record. The transcript has 8 exons. Gene Ontology annotation, molecular function: D-mannose binding.